Messenger RNA from Suillus discolor, 1224 nucleotides. RefSeq lists its product as uncharacterized. NCBI's taxonomy places the organism in Eukaryota, Fungi, Basidiomycota, Agaricomycetes, Boletales, Suillaceae. The transcript has 5 exons. The record is from RefSeq and is a predicted model, not a curated record. The coding region runs from base 1 to 1224 and encodes 407 amino acids.
AUGGUCCAGUGGAUCACACAUUUAAGAGUCAAGACACCUCAUUGUGCAGAUAAUCAUUGUGACACACUACAUCUACCAAAUCUUCAAUGGAACACCAAGAUAGGCCCUCCACCCAGAGAAGUGCAACCUUUCAAUUUUGGGAUAGACUUCAACAUCCCUUCCACGCCCACAAAGUUUAACUUUGGUAUGGACCUCAAAAAUCUGACGGCGCAGGCGCCGACAUUACUGGCUUCUUCCAAUUUGGUUCAAGCUUUCAAUUUCAGGAUGGAUAUUAAUGUUCCUCCCAUGCCCCCAAAGUUUAACUUUGGUAUGGACAUUGAAAUUCCGCUGGUGGAGGCGGCAGCACCACCAGCGUCUUCUAAUUCGGGAGCAGCUUUCAACUUUGGCAUGGCUUUACCCAUUGUGCCGGUGGCCCCAUUCAACUUCGGCCUGGAUUUACCUGUUCUUGUCACAGAGACCCCGGCGACCACCACACCAUGUCUAAACCCAUUCAACUUCGGGUUUGAUCUUGACAUCCCGGUGAGACAACCAGAAGAUCCUAUUCCUCCUGCAUCCCACUAUGUUGGAUACAACUUCAACAAUAACGCUUUUGAGUUUGUUGCCAAGUCUCCAACGCUGGUUGGGAAGUGGAAGCCAGUACCAAUUCAGGCAAUGGCACCACACACAGACAUACAUUUGCCGACACCACCUCCUGAUUUGCCAACCCGCACCAUGGCACUGGAACCUAUCCCAACAUUGCCGGCAAGCAUCAGUGCUUCCAAGCCAUCCAUGCCUACUGAGCAACCGGGUCCUUCCAUUCAACCCCAUGGUUCAUAUCAACCAAGGACACUCACAAGCCCGGAAGGUGUGGUACCAGACAUAGGAAGACCUACAUCGGAGGCCCCUGGUGAACAUACACUUGCAUCAUUGAUCGGUGAUUCUGAGCAGGCAGCGAUUUGGAUUCUUGAAAGGAUACAAGGAACAACUGUUGACAAAGUAGCACAAGCAAUGCUUGGUGGCGUCAUCCGACAGGAUGAAUCCAUCCAAGACCCAAAGCCUGAUGAGGUUCUCAGCAUCAACAGAGCAAUGCUGUUGGCGUUCUAUAACACUAGGGACAGGCUCACAAAAGUCUUCCAAGACCUACUCGAUUUACAUUACAUUUCAGAAGUUCAUGCCUGGAUUGUUCCUCCAGUGAUAUCCCUGAUCCAUGAGGUAGAGAUAGCUGAGGCCAAAGAUGCCCUCUGA